Molecule: messenger RNA, 423 nt
Organism: Metarhizium brunneum ARSEF 3297
Lineage: Eukaryota; Fungi; Ascomycota; Sordariomycetes; Hypocreales; Clavicipitaceae
Gene: omt2
Product: Pterin-4-alpha-carbinolamine dehydratase
Biological process (GO): tetrahydrobiopterin biosynthetic process
Molecular function (GO): 4-alpha-hydroxytetrahydrobiopterin dehydratase activity
Source: RefSeq, a predicted model, not a curated record
AUGCAGCCCAAGUUCUCGCCCGGCACUGACGAAACCUCCACCGCAUCAGCGCUCGCGCCUCUCCUAGCUUCAUCCGGGGGCCGAUGGACGCUAUCUUCCGAGGGGAAGGCCCUAGAACGAAGCUUCAAGUUCAAGACGUUCGCCAAGACAUGGGAUUUCAUGACUGCCGUGUCGUUGCAGUGUAAACUCAAGAACCACCAUCCCGAAUGGUCAAAUGUCUAUAAUACUACGUUUAUUCGGUGGACGACGCAUAAUCCCCUGGGGCUGUCGGAGAAGGAUGUCAGACUGGCUGGGAUCUGUGAUGCCCUUGCCAAGGACUUUGGGGAACUGGACCCGGAGCCUGCGAGCCGUGAGGUCAAGGGGCUUGCGGACAAGGCUGCCUCUUCUUCGGGCGAUUGCUGCGCGCCAAGGAAAGAGAAGUAA